CCAUCACCUGCAGGGCUCCCCAGGCCAUUCCCAACGGGAAGGUGGUGGGCUCGGAUUUCAGCUGGGGCUCCAGCGUCAGCUACGCCUGCCUCGAGGGUUACCAGCUGUCCCUGCCCGCCGUGCUCACCUGCGAGGGCAACGGCUCCUGGAGCGGGGAGAUCCCGCAGUGCUUCCCCGUGUUCUGUGGAGACCCCGGGACGCCGGCCCAGGGCAGGAGGGAGGACAGAGGCUUCACCUACCGCUCCUCCGUGUCCUUCUCCUGCCUGGCGCCGCUGGUGCUCGUGGGCUCGGCGCGGAGGUUCUGCCAGUCCGACGGCACCUGGAGCGGGACGCAGCCCAGCUGCAUCGAUCCCAGCCUCACCACGUGCGCGGAUCCCGGCGUGCCUCUCUUUGGGAUGCAGAACAAUUCCCAGGGAUACCAGGUGGGAAGCAUCCUGUUCUUCAGGUGCCAGAAGGGAUAUCUCCUGCAGGGCUCCACCACCAGGACCUGCCUGCCCAACCUGACCUGGAGCGGCGUCCAGCCCGACUGCGUCCCCCACCACUGCAAGCAGCCCGAGACCCCUCCCCACGCCAACGUGGGCGCCCUGGACCUGCCCUCGCUGGGCUACACCUUGAUCUACUCCUGCCAGAGCGGCUUCUACCUCACCGGGGGCUCCGAGCACCGCACCUGCAAGGCCGACGGCAGCUGGACGGGGAAGCCCCCCAUCUGCCUGGCCGACGUCCGUCCCAGCGGGAGGCCCGUGGGCACGGCGCGGGAGCCGCCGCUGGCCAAGGUCUCAGUGCCCGCGGACGUCUUCGCGAGGAAUUCCCUGUGGAAAGGCUCCUACGAGUACAUGGGGAAGAAGCAGCCGGCCAUGCUGUCUGUCACCAGCUUCGACCCUGCCACCAGCAAGGUCAACGCCACCUUGAUCGACCACAGCGGGGUGGAGCUGCAGGUGUCCGGGAUUUACAAGAAGGAAGACGUGCACCUGCUGCUCCAGGUGUACCAGAUCAUGGGGCCGCUGGAGAUCUUUGCCACCAAGUUCAGGAACGACAAAUGGGCUCUGGAUGGGCACGUCUCGUCGGAGUCCUCCAGUGGCACCUUCGUCUACCAGGGCUUUGUGCGUGGCAAAGGCUUCGGGCAGUUUGGCCUGCAGAGACUUGACAUCAGCAUGAUGGAGAACGAUCCCGAAUCCAUCGGCCACCACUUUGCCUCCAACAGCAGCUCCGUGGCGGCCGCCAUCCUUGUGCCUUUCAUCGCCCUGAUUAUUGCAGGGUUUGUGCUUUAUCUCUACAAACACAGGAGGAGACCCAAAGUCCCGUUCAACGGCUACGCCGGCCACGAGAACACCAACGUGCGGGGCACCUUCGAGAACCCCAUGUACGACCGCAGCCUGCAGCCCUCGGACAUCGUGGGCGGAGAGGCCGAGUUCACCGUCAGCACCGUGUGCACGGCCGUAUAGCGCUGUGCCGGCGAUUUCCCGGGGUCGGUGUCCAGUGGAUGAUUGUCCCACCUCACCAUCCGUCCGUCCAUCCAUCCAUCCAUCCAUCCAUCCAUCCCCACCUCCCUGCUCCACCCCUGCCGAGGCUGCGGGGAAGCUGCCGCGCCUCCCC
Messenger RNA from Hirundo rustica (Barn swallow), 1593 nucleotides. RefSeq names its product CUB and sushi domain-containing protein 2-like. The record is from RefSeq and is a predicted model, not a curated record. The transcript has 12 exons. Lineage: Eukaryota; Metazoa; Chordata; Aves; Passeriformes; Hirundinidae. The annotation marks the transcript as partial.